Messenger RNA from Alosa alosa (allis shad), 2036 nucleotides. It is a transcript of the gene poglut2, whose product is annotated as protein O-glucosyltransferase 2. The transcript has 10 exons. Gene Ontology annotation, molecular function: protein binding; glucosyltransferase activity. Gene Ontology annotation, cellular component: endomembrane system. The record is from RefSeq and is a predicted model, not a curated record. Lineage: Eukaryota; Metazoa; Chordata; Actinopteri; Clupeiformes; Clupeidae. The coding region runs from base 365 to 1876 and encodes 503 amino acids.
GAGUGCUUGGGACAGCACCGGGAUUCCCUUCAUUCCGAGCGAAAUUUUGGAACUGUUAGAACGGAAGCCUCGCGGCGAUCAUGCAAUAUCCAAACAAUUUCAAGUUUGCCUUAGUCUAGACUAUGUGCUUUGGGAGCGAAGCUCAAUAAAGACAAGCGUCCACUUUAUGCUUUCAGAGGAGCCGCUGAGUAUUCCGUUCGAGUUGAGACACGUAGUUUAGCUGCUGUCCAGAUGUCGACUGAUAGGCGCAAGGUUGGGACGCGCUUACCAGUGCAGGCGCUGACACCAGUUCGUGGAAGCAGUGUUUGCCGAGAGCAAUAACCGACAAACUCAUUCUACUAGAACAAAGUGGCCUGGACUCGACAUGUUGAGGAAACCGCUGUUGUCGUAUUUGUGCGUUCUGGCACUUGUGUUGCAGAUAUUACCCGGAACGUUUGCUGGAUCACUGCCGAGCGCUGCCAAAAGUGUGGUGUGGGGACCAGGUCUAAAGGCGAAGGUGGUCCUCCCUGCGCGUUAUUUCUUCAUUCAAGCUGCUGACAGCGACGGGAAAAACUUCACACGCUCCCCUGGAGAGAAGACGUUUGAGGUGAAGAUCUCCUCGCCAACAGAACCAUUCUCCCGCAUCUGGAUCCAGGUUCUGGAUCGAAAUGAUGGUUCCUUCGUGGUGCGGUACCGAAUGUACGCCAGCUACACGGACCUCCACAUCCAAGUUCUACUGCAGGACAAGGACGUAGCCCGAUCUCCGUAUGUUCUCCAAGGUGCAGUAUAUCAUGAGGGUUGUGACUGCCCAGAACCUGAUGGCAAGGUGUGGGCGGAGCAUAUGCAUUGCCCCGCCUCCUUCCCUCAGAUUGACAGCGACCUGUCGCUGUUUCCAGAGGUCCAUCUGCAGAGCAUCGCUGAGGAGAUCCCCAGUCGCUUUGGCCAGCGUCAGAGCCUGUGUCACUACACCGUCAAGGACAACAAGGUUUACAUUAAGACUCACGGCGAACAUGUGGGAUUCAGGAUCUUCAUGGAUGCCUUCCUCCUCUCUCUCACACGCAAAGUGCGUGUGCCAGACCUGGAGUUUUUUGUGAACCUCGGUGAUUGGCCACUGGAAAAGAGGCGGCCCCCUGAGAAGCUCCACCCCAUCUUCUCCUGGUGUGGCUCCAAUGACACGCGAGACAUCGUAAUGCCGACCUAUGACAUCACAGAGUCCGUCCUGGAAACCAUGGGCAGGGUGAGCCUGGACAUGCUGUCGGUGCAGGGCAGCAGUGGGCCCGGGUGGGAGCUGAAGAGCAGCAGCGCUAUCUGGCGCGGCCGGGACAGUCGGCGGGAGCGUCUGCAGCUGGUCAAGAUGGCGCGGGCCCACCCAGACCUGCUGGACGCCGCCUUCACCAACUUCUUCUUCUUCAAGCACGACGAGAGCCUCUACGGGCCGCUGGUCAAGCACAUGUCCUUCUUCAGCUUCUUCAAGUAUAAGUACCAGAUAAACGUUGAUGGAACAGUGGCAGCCUACAGGCUUCCGUACCUGUUGGCAGGAGGGAGUGUGGUUCUGAAGCAAGACUCCCCCUACUACGAGCACUUCUACAGCCAGCUGCGGCCAUGGCAACACUACAUUCCCAUCAAGGCCGACCUCAGCGACCUGCUCGACAAGAUCCGCUGGGCUCGCAACCAUGACGACGAGGUUAAGAAGAUAGCAUUAGCUGGACAGGAGUUUGCACGCACAUACCUAAUGGGAGACGACAUCUUCUGUUACUACUUCAGACUCUUCCAGGAAUACGCUAAGCGGCAGGUGACUGAGCCGGAGGUCCGAGAGGGGAUGGAGUUGGUGGAGCAGCCGACAGACGAGCUCUUCCCCUGCUACUGUUACCACACACAGGCCAAGGAUGAGCUUUGAAAGAUCAUUGGGUCAGUUGUGAAAGCAUCCCCUGAUCUGCCGUUACAUAUGACAGCAUUUCCUAAGUGCACAUGUUGGGGUGGCCCCUCCCCCAUGUAACACAGUAACAAUUCUACUGAAUGUUAGUUUUAUAAGAUUUUAAUAAAUAUUUUUUCCAAUA